Messenger RNA from Acytostelium subglobosum LB1, 285 nucleotides. RefSeq lists its product as hypothetical. NCBI's taxonomy places the organism in Eukaryota, Evosea, Eumycetozoa, Acytosteliales, Acytosteliaceae. The record is from RefSeq and is a predicted model, not a curated record. The transcript is spliced from 2 exons. Bases 1 to 285 code for a protein of 94 amino acids.
AUGGAAUAUAUUAUGGAGAAACAUAGAUCAUCAUCAGUAGAAUAUGUAAAGGAAUUAGAUCCACCCGAGAGGAUUAAAUCAAUUCCAAGAUCGAAUACUUUGCCAAAGACUAUAUCAUGUAAUAAUUGCAAGAAGAACUGUUCAUUUGAGAAGAUAUCACCUUGUGAACGUUGUGGCAAUGGUGUCUACUGCUCAAGUGAAUGCAAGUUUGCUCAUUGGACAUUCCAUCGCAAGACAUGUAGAGAUCUGGGCAUGGUCAUCAAGAUGAAGAGAAAGACUAUAUAG